UUCUUGGAACAAAGACGGACAUUAAAUGAACAUGUCCUCUCCCGAGCUUUUGCCUGACAUACUCGACAAACGGGUACGCUAGCUCAUGCGAAAAUUCUCCCCCCGGCGACAUACGAGACACGAUGUGGCGCCGAACAUACCUCUUCCUGAUCCUAAUCCGUCUCUACUUCGCGCUUUCCGCCAGCUACCUUCACCCGGACGAGCAUUUUCAAGGUCCCGAGGUGAUCGCAGGCCGCGUUUUCAAAUACCCCGUCCACCAAACCUGGGAGUUCACCUCGUCGACACCGAUCCGGAGCGUGUUUCCGCUAUGGCUGGCAUAUGGGCUGCCGAUGUACACCCUGCGACUCCUGUGGGAAGGGGUGGGACAGGACGAGGUCGCGCCGAUAGUGGUGUACUGGGCCCUGCGCAUCCUGAUGUUCAUGCUUAGCUUCGUGCUUGAGGAUUGGGCGAUUCAGGAGUUGGUCGAACAACCAAGGCAGCGGCACAUGGCGUUAUUGCUAGUUGCGUCGUCGUAUGCGACGUGGACUUAUCAGACGCAUACCUUCUCGAACUCGAUCGAAACACUGGUGGUCCUCUGGUGUGUGGUGUUGAUACGGAGAAUUGUCGAGGACAAAAAGCAUACCGGACUUUUCGCUUCUUUCGUGCUUGGUUUCCUUAUGACAUUGGGCACAUUUAAUCGAAUCACCUUUCCGGCGUUUGUUUUACUACCAGCUCUUAGCUUGAUACCCCAUUUCCUUCGAAAACCUCUUUCUCUUGUCACUAUUAUCAUCGCGACGGUUACCACCGCUUCUAUCGCGAUCAUCAGCGAUACCAGCUUUUACCGCAAUACCGAUCUUGCGAAACUCACCCUCCGGGAGGUCAUACAAUCCCCUGUCAUCCCGCCCCUCAACUCCCUCCGCUACAACUCCAACGCCUCCAACCUGGCCCACCAUGGUCUCCAUCCUCGCACGAACCACAUCUUCGUCAAUCUCCCCCUUCUUCUCGGCCCCGCCACGCUCCCCCUCCUCUCCACCUUCACCAAGACCCUCCGGCGCUAUCUCCGCCGCCUCCGCUCCGCCACCCCCCCGAUCACUCCCAUCAGCCCCUCCACUACCGGUCCCCGUCCCCCCUCACCCCUCACCCCCACCCAACCGCCCCCCAGCCCCUUCACCACCCCCCUCCCCCUCCCCCUCGCCUCCACCGCCCUCGUCGCCAUCGCCAUCCUCUCCCUCUUCCCCCACCAAGAACCCCGUUUCCUCCUCCCCGCCGUCCCCCUCCUCCUCACCUGCGUCCGCGUCCCCCGCCUCCGCCGCCCCGCCCGCUCCUUCACCCUCGCCUGGGUCCUCUUCAACGCCCUCCUCGGCACCCUCAUGGGGACAUACCACCAGGGCGGUGUCGUCCGCGUGCAGGGCUGGCUCGCGCACAACCUACAACUUAACCAGAAGCUCGGCGCCGCCACCAUCGCGCUUCCUCCGCCGGCCGCGCAGAUCGCCGUCGACCCGCCGAUGAACGUCACGGUGCGGGAGAUCAUCUGGUGGAAGACAUACAGCCCGCCGCUCUGGAUCCUGAACGGCGCCAACGGCGUGGUUGAGACGGUGGAUAUGAUGGGCGCGGAGCGGGCGGUCGUCCUGGAUCGGCUGAAGGUCGGGACGCGGAAGGCGUGCUAUCCGACGGAGCGGUCGGGUCUGAGCGAGGCGGUCUUCCUGGUGGCGCCGAAGGCGGUGCGGUUGCUAGGGCCGGGGGACCAGUCGUACGGGGUGGUUGGGGAGAAGAACUUCGGGCGCGGGAGAGGGCUGCGGGUGCGGAUGGAGCAUCUGGAUACACGGCAUGUGGGAAUGGACGAUUUGGAUUGGGGGACAGACGGAGUUAUUGGGACGUUAUGGAACCUGGUGUCCGAGCGGGGACUGGUGGUGUGGAGUAUCUGGCGGGACUGCGGCGGGUAAAGUACGACGAUUGUUUUGGAUUUUUUUUCUAUCUGAUUUGCUUGCAUACAAAUGAAGGUUGUGUUGUGUUUCCAUUCUGAUCCAAUACUUGCGAACCGUGGUCCGGAUAAAAACGAUCGAUAUGCCCAUCGCAGACUGAUGCCAAAAU
This is a messenger RNA of Eremomyces bilateralis CBS 781.70, 2070 nucleotides long. RefSeq lists its product as uncharacterized. The record is from RefSeq and is a predicted model, not a curated record. Gene Ontology annotation, biological process: GPI anchor biosynthetic process. The transcript has 4 exons. Bases 123 to 1922 code for a protein of 599 amino acids. Gene Ontology annotation, cellular component: endoplasmic reticulum membrane. Gene Ontology annotation, molecular function: alpha-1,2-mannosyltransferase activity. Lineage: Eukaryota; Fungi; Ascomycota; Dothideomycetes; Eremomycetales; Eremomycetaceae.